This is a messenger RNA of Coccomyxa subellipsoidea C-169, 1704 nucleotides long. RefSeq lists its product as hypothetical. The transcript is spliced from 12 exons. Lineage: Eukaryota; Viridiplantae; Chlorophyta; Trebouxiophyceae; Coccomyxaceae. The record is from RefSeq and is a predicted model, not a curated record. The coding region runs from base 1 to 1704 and encodes 567 amino acids.
AUGGGGGCGCAUGGCGUCUCCCAAGCUGCAGCCCAGGCCCUGAGACAGCUGCAGGAUCAGCUAGCUGCCGCGUACACUGACCUUGCUGCCUGCCAGGAGGAGAAUGCAGCUUUGCGAGCGGACGCGAGGGACAUAAUUCAAGCGCAGCAUGCAGAGGUGGUCAGCAGCGAAGCUCGGGCCACCAAGGCUGAGGAGGAUCAUGAGGCCACUCAGGGGCUCCUCAGGGAGCUGAAAACAGCGCUGGAGGCUACUCUGGUGGACAACGCCAAGUGCAAAGCGGAGGUCGCUCAGCUUGCAGAGCUCAAGCUGGCCCUGGAGAGCUGCAGGGUCGCGCUGCAAGCAGCAAAAGAGAGGCAGAAGGAAUCGGGGGAGCGCGCAGCGGCGGCUGCAUCCGCGCAGCGCAGCGCCGAGGCGGCGGCUGCCGCAGCCGAGCGGCGAGCGGCCGAUGCCGAGUGCCUGCGGCGGGAGGGCUCAUCGGCCGCUGUGCAUGCGCAGUCCCAGCUGCAGUCAUUUAAGCAGUGCCUGCAGGAGCAGAAGAAGGAGCUGGAGCGUUUGGGAAACAGCAACGCUCUGUUGGAAUUCCGCUGCGAUUCUGCAGAGGCGAGGGCCGAUGCGCUGCAGGCGGAGGCAGCCGAAGCUGCCAACAGGCACGCGCAGGAAGCAGCCAGCCUCAAGGAGAGGCUGAAGGAGGAAGAGGGCAGGAGAAAGGCAGGGGAGGAGCAGGCGCUGCGCAUGGAUGGGGUUUUGACAGCGCUCAGACAGGAGGCCACCGCCCUCAGGCUUGCUGCUGAUGAGCAUGCCAAGGGAGUGUGUGAGAUGCGCGUGACGGCAGAAGCGGCGCAGCGGUUCUUGGACCAAGAGAGAGGCAUGCGCGACGCCCUCACCAAUGCGCUGCAGCAUACUGAGACCACGAUGCAGCGGGUGCUGAGCCUGAAUCACGCCCUGGUGGAGUCCUUUGCUGAGCCCCUCAUACUGGCCACUUGCUGGCAGCAGCAGCUGCAGGCUGCUCCUGAUCUCACAAGCAGUGUCCCCAGGAGGGCUGAAGCAAGCGCCUCACACCAUCACAGGCGGCAGACUGACGCAGAAGAAGCGUUGGAGGACAGAGAGCGAGCAGUGCAAACACAAGACAGCCACAAGAGCGAUGGGGGUGACGGUAACAGGCCGGCAGCACACGACCAUGUGCCUGCAGCCCAGCGGCCGGUUACAAAUCCAGAUGGAGCCUUUAUGGAGCCUUCACGAGACACAGCUCGCAUUGACCCAGACACGCUUGAAAACAGAAUCCUGCCGGCAAUCGCGCGCCACAUGGCAGAGAUCAAACAGCAGCAGGCGGCGUCAGAGGCACAGCCAAAACAGGCCGCCAGAGUCAGGGGGACCACCACAUUCACCAGCAGCAGUGGACAGAGAGGGGGGACCCGGGGGAUCCCCCCUUCCACCGCUGGGGCCCCCUCCACGACCGGAAGGGAGCAAGUGGAGGCAGUGGUGAUGAGUCUGGAGGAUGAGCUGGCAGUGCUGGACCUGCGAUAUGCUGAGCUGCUCAGACAACAGCAACAUCACAGGCAGUGUGCAAACAACAAAUCUUCCUCAAAUGACCUGGAUCUGGAAGAGGAGGUGGCGCAUGCAGCUGCAAGGGUGAGGGAAGCGAUGCAGCGCAAGGGGCAACAAAUACAGCAGCUGUGGCAGUACACAGCAGUCCUCAAGACCUGA